AUGGAAACACCCCAGACAGUUCGUGCAAUAAUCGAAUCAAAAAUAUCAGAAUUAAAGAAUGAAAUCAGAUAUCAAUUAACAACAAACUUAACUGAAGACGGAAGAAGUCUGAUAUACACAAUAGCUUAUUGGGCCAAACAAGUAAUGUUUAAUAACGAAUACAAUUACAACAAACAACUCUUUGACUACUUAGAAAUAUUCUAUAACGAUCUUCCGGUUUUAUUAGUCGAUUUUACUAGACUUCAGACAAUAUUAGGAGAAAUCAAAUUCUUCUAUAAUCCAGAAUAUAAAGAACACAUGAAAUAA
Molecule: messenger RNA, 306 nt
Organism: Entamoeba dispar SAW760
Lineage: Eukaryota; Evosea; Mastigamoebida; Endamoebidae
Exons: 1
Coding region: 1-306 (101 amino acids)
Source: RefSeq, a predicted model, not a curated record